Varanus komodoensis (Komodo dragon) is the source of this 3571-nucleotide messenger RNA. RefSeq names its product zinc finger MYM-type protein 6-like. Bases 1317 to 3284 code for a protein of 655 amino acids. The record is from RefSeq and is a predicted model, not a curated record. Gene Ontology annotation, molecular function: protein dimerization activity. The transcript is spliced from 4 exons. Lineage: Eukaryota; Metazoa; Chordata; Lepidosauria; Squamata; Varanidae.
CUUCGCCGAGCGGCGGGCGGCCUCUUGCUCACUGCGGGGAGGGGGGGCGAAUGUCCAGCGUGUUGGUAUCUCUCAGUUAAGUGUGCUUGCAUUUGGGGAGGGGCCGAAGCGACCUCGCUUGCUUCCAGAGGUUGGAUUCGUUCGGGGGACAAGAAGACCCCCAGCCGUCUUUGCGGCUUCAGAAUCGCCCCGCUCCCAGUUUCAUGAUCAGCCCUGCUUAGCAAUUUUCCGUUUCCCCCGCGUUCGCGUUUUCCUUUGGAUUCCCAUUGGGGUGAAUGGAUUCCUUGCCUCGCCGCCCCACUUUUGUUGCAGCGCCUGCUUGAUGGCGCGCCGCGGCUCCUGAGCUGCUUGGGCUAAUGCCACGCUCAGAAGCUGCAGGGCUUUUGUUGCCGAGGACCUGGCACUCCUUUUCCUUUCCUUUCCUUUCCUUUCCUUUCCUUUCCUUUCCUUUCCUUUCCUUUCCUUUCCUUUCCUUGCUGUCUGAAGCAUGAAGAAUAACCGCUGAAGCUUGGAGCUUGGGUCCCGAGCUGCGUCGGCCAGGAAUUGCCUGCUUCACAGAGGGCAACUUAGAACAUGGAUUCUCAGCUUCUUGAGGUAUCAAGAUGCUGCUUUCCAGGAUAACCAGGUAUGUGAAGCGAGAUAAAAGUGCCACUGGAUUUUGUACCUGUGUUUGUGUACUCAUUUGUGUAUUAAAUGAGUCUUGAUCCACUGCAUGGAAGAUCUGCUGGACAAAUUUCCAGGCAUAAGAACUUUGAAAAUACUUGUUAUGGACAGAACAUGUAGAUUUUGAUACUUUUUUUAUAGAUCGCAUAUUGUAGUGUUUUUCAGUUGCCGGUCCAUGGACCAGGAGAGUUCACCAGAAAUUUCCUGCCUUUCCAUGAAAGAGCUAAUCACGCUGAACAUAUUCCAAAACACUAAACUAAAAUCCAAAGUAACACAAUCACUGAAUAUUUAAAUAUCAGAGGUAAUACAGUUUAUACAAUCAUGUAAUUUUGGGCUUUAAAGUUCAAGUUAAGGUGUUUUUGGACACAUAGUAUGAUUUUAUUCAGCGCAGUACUGUCUGGGACAAUUGGAAUAGGGAGCAGUGCAUAGGGAUUCUAGGGGUGAGUAAAUAGUAACCUCACAUUGGCUUAGGUAUGAUGCGCAUCAUGAAAGACAUGCAUGUCACUCGCAUGGUAUUUAUAAGUUACACUUGAUAGGAAUACAUACUAUCUGCCUGUCAACAACAUGAGCAUAUUGUUUGCAAAUACUUUGUUGUGAUUUCUUAAAGCAAGUUAUUUCUUGAGCCAUUAUGCUGUAAUUUUAAACCCUAUAAAAUGGAAAGAGAAAAACAAAACAUUUUAACCUUCAAAAGCAAAAACAAUAGUCCAAAGAAAAGUAUUGAUGAUACCGAAAAUAAGCCAAGUACAAGUGCUUCAAGUUUAAAAGGAACAGUGAAAAUGAAAUGUGUUGAUACUCCAGUAGGUGCAACAGAAACCAAAAAAAGAAAAGCUAACUUUGUUAGGCAUUAUAAUAAGGAAUAUUUAAAACUUGGUUUCACUGUAGCCCCUGGUAGUGAACAAUCGCCACGUCCCUUGUGUGUGGUAUGUUCUGAAAUUUUGUCAAAUGAUGCAAUGAAACCUUCAAAACUUGCUCGUCAUUUGCGUUCAAAGCACAAUGAUCUUAUUGACAAGCCAGCUGAGUUUUUUGAAGGUCUGCAUAACCAAAUGAAAAGUCAGAAAAUUCAAAUACAGAAAAUGACUGGUGAUAAACCGCUGCUUCAAGCAUCUUACUUAGUAGCCCUUCAAAUAUUGAAAACAAAAAAGCUAUUCACUAUCGGUGAAGAAUUGAUAAAGCCUUGCAUCUUAGAUGUCACUCGGGAAAUUUUGGGUCCUCAAGCUGCUGAAAAACUUGAGGCAAUAACACUUUCAGACAACACCAUUCAGAGGAGAGUUGUUGAUAUGGCCAGUGAUAUUGAAGAGCAAAUUGUGGAGGGGAUAAAGAAGUCGAAAUUUUUUGCAAUUCAACUUGACCUAUCAACAGAUGUGAGCAACCAAACCAUAUUACUUUGCUUUGUGAGGUAUACAGAAGAUGAAAACUUCAGGGAAGAACUUCUUUGUUGUCUUGAUUUACCUGGACAGACCACUACUUUGGAGAUGUUUAACGUUCUUAAUGAGUAUUUUCAAGUGCAGGGCUUAGACUGGGGGAAGUGUGUCGGAGUGUGUACAGAUGGUGCAGCAAGCAUGAGUGGCCAUCUCUCAGGGGUAGUAGCAAAAAUAAAGGAGGUGGCACAUCCAGAAAUGCUGUCCACUCACUGUGUGAUUCACCGGCAGCACUUGGUUGCAAAGGAACUUUCUGCUGAACUAAACACCGUGAUGAAUGAUGCGGUGAAGAUCAUAAAUGACAUUCGUAGCCGAGCUUUGAACUCCAGGCUGUUUACAACACUGUGUGAAAGUAUGGACUCACAACACCAACAUCUCCUCCUCUCCACUGAAGUAAGGUGGCUAUCAAGAGGAAGGAUUCUUUCUCGUCUUCUUGAGCUGAGAGAAGAAAUAAAACAAUUUCUGCGAGAGUGGGACUCUGCAUUAGUAAAGCCUUUGUUGGAUGAGGAAUGGAUGGCUAAGCUUGCAUAUAUGGCAGAUAUAUUUAUCCUUUUCAACGAACUUAAUAUUUCUCUUCAGGGGUUUUCCACAAAUAUUUUCACACUGAGAAAUAAGAUGGAUGCAUUCAAAAAGAAACUGGUUCUUUGGGAUAGCCGUGUACAAGAAGAUGAUAUAGAAAUGUUUCCACAUUUGCAAGACUUUUUGACUGCAGCUAAUGUCAACCAGAAAUUCCUAUUUAAUAUAAUAAGUCAACAUUUAAAGGCAUUAGUUCAAAACUUUAACCAUUAUUAUCCUGAAAAUGAGGAUCCCCGUAAAGGUAACCUCUGGAUUAACAACCCCUUUAUAAAAGAUAUUGAUUCAUGCACACUUAAUCCUCAUGAAAAAGAAAAAUUGAUUGAGUUAUCUUCUGAUGUCACUCUGGCAUCCAAACAUAAAAUGCUAUCAUUGUCACAAUUUUGGAUAUCACUGGAAAAAGAAUAUCCGUCUCUAAGUUACAGAGCUAUUAAAUUGUUGAUCAUAUUUUCUACUACAUAUUUGUGUGAAAAGAGCUUUUCAGCUCUGUUACUGAUAAAAACCAAACAGAGAAACAGAAUCGAUGUCAAUGCGGCACUUCGUCUCUCGGAAACAACACUACAGCCACGAUUUUCAAGAAUUCUUGAAAAGGAGCAGCAGCAGAUUUCACACUGGCCUUACUUAAAUUAAAUAUUGCUCUAAAAAUUACAGUUGUGUUCAAUUACAUUUAACUUCAAUAUUUUAUAACUAGCAUUUUAUUGCUCAGUUUCUGGUUAUUUUUAGAGAAUUCUUUUAUUAUAUUUAAGAACUAAUGCACAAUACUAUAUUAUGUAUAUAUUUUGUAUUUCUGCCUCAGUGGUCCCUGAAAUAAUUUUCCUAUUUUCACUGGUCCCCAACUGUGAAAAGGUUGAGAACCACUGGCAUCUUGUACCCUGCCCUGGCUUGUGCUGAAAAUAAAUGCAUGCUUUGAUCUUGAA